AUGGCACACACUUGGAAGACGUUGAUCCUAAGUCUGCUGCUGACUUCAGCGGGAUCUCUGGCUGUGCCACCUGUGAGGCAUCCUUACCUGGAUGGACGCAUUGUUGGUGGCGUUGCGGCAACCAUAGAGGAGUAUCCUUAUCAAAUCUCACUGCAACGCACUUAUCACAUGUGUGGCGGCUCCCUGAUAGGAGAGGGUGUUGUCCUUACCGCCGCCCACUGUGUCGACAGCUCCACGGCAAUCAGCUCCAGAGUACGCAUAGGAUCCACUCGGAAGGAUACGGGUGGAGUGCUGGUGGAGAUCAAGCGCAUUCAUCGUCAUCCCAAAUACGAUCCUCGCAUUAUAGACUAUGACUUUGCAGUCCUCGAGUUGCAGCCGUACAAUGCGACGAAUAUCACGCAGUCAUUUGUGAAGUUGCCGGAGUUGAACGAGGAUAUUCCGGAUGGAACGCCCGUCACCAUCUCGGGCUGGGGCAACACACAGAACGAGGCGGAAUCCGACAGGGAUUUACGUGCCGUAAUCGUGCCCAAGGUGAGCCAGACAUAUUGCGAAUCGGCGUAUAGUUCGUUUGGCACCAUUACGGAUCGAAUGCUUUGCGCUGGACUCCAAGAAGGCGGAAAAGAUGCCUGCCAAGGGGAUUCGGGUGGUCCGUUGGUUGCCCAUGGCAAACUAUGGGGCGUUGUCUCCUGGGGCUACGGCUGUGCAAGACCCGAUUACCCGGGCGUGUAUUCCAGGGUAGCGUCGGUGCGAGAUUGGAUUGCUUCUGUCAGUGGUGUUUGAAAUACAAAAUGUUUAUUAAAGUAUAAAAAAAAACGAUUUUCUAACAAGUUAUAAUUUAAGAGACAAUUUAUAAAAUAUAUCUUUACUUGCAUAACGUAAUUUUUAAAUUCAAAA
Drosophila innubila is the source of this 894-nucleotide messenger RNA. RefSeq names its product trypsin-1. Lineage: Eukaryota; Metazoa; Arthropoda; Insecta; Diptera; Drosophilidae. Bases 1 to 780 code for a protein of 259 amino acids. Gene Ontology annotation, biological process: proteolysis. Gene Ontology annotation, molecular function: serine-type endopeptidase activity. The record is from RefSeq and is a predicted model, not a curated record. The transcript has a single exon.